Oncorhynchus mykiss (rainbow trout) is the source of this 1653-nucleotide messenger RNA. RefSeq lists its product as uncharacterized. The record is from RefSeq and is a predicted model, not a curated record. NCBI's taxonomy places the organism in Eukaryota, Metazoa, Chordata, Actinopteri, Salmoniformes, Salmonidae.
CGUUCAAAGAGUUCAUCUUCUUGUUCAUUCAUUGGGUUACACUAAAGUCAUGAUUUAUAUAAUUAUGCAAGUAGCCUACACUCUAGUCCUCAAAAGCGAUUGGUCGACCAGAAAUAGGAGGAUUGUCCCCUGUAGAGCGAAUCCCUCAUCGCCUGCCAUCGACAUAGCUCCCAUCCGUGAGUUUCGUAAGGGUCUUGUGUAAGGCUGUUGUUACAUAGCCUUCAAUGGCUAUUACAUAUAUAUGUAGUAGCUAUCUACAGUGUUUCCAAAAGUCCGGGAAAAUUGUCAGUCGCUCACGUCGCAUGUGAAGAUGUAUCCAAAAAGAAAAAGUGCAUUGGAUAGUCAAAUUAUUUCGGCAGAAAUUGCUUUAGGUCUUGUUCUGUGUACAGCAUAUCGGAUCAUUUCGAAGAACAUUUUCAGUCAACGGGAGGAGAGUCAACCUGUUGACAGUGAAAAGUUUGAGCUAACAAGGUCACUAGUGUGUGUAUGGCUUGCAAGCAACAUAAAGUUCCUACUCAUUAAAUGCAACAGCAAUCCAGUUUCACUGUCUGCACAUUCAACAUCCAGGCUGAUUGCAUUUCUGGCACUUCUACUGGAUAGCUGCUACGGAAUUAAUUAUCAGAGACUAUAUACUAACGAACGGCCUACAGUGGACAUGGCCGUGUGUUCUUUCUUCAUAGUGAGCAGUGUUGUCCUCUUCUUUUUGGACCACAGCCAGCUGCAGAGCAGAGUGGACUUGCGCAUGAUCUUCAGUGACUCUCAGAAGUUCUUCCUUCAGAUGGACUUUUUUGCCACCUUUGUCUUUGGCCUCCUCUGGCUGGCCUUCCCCGAUUGGCUCCUAGGAUUCCAGCCCAUUACAGGUUCUGAGGACAUCUUCCAUCUUCACCUCAGUAGAGCCUUUGGCGCCAUGAUGGUGGGUGACAGUUUUGUCUCUUUUACAACACAGAAUUUCCAACCCAACAAAGAAAAGCCAUCCGUGUUCAUAAGCCGAGCAGUGGGCAGCUUGGUGCUGCUGGUGUUCCUGGUCCACUCUCAGCUGACCACCUCUGCCUGGGCCCCUGCCCAGAUCUGGUUUGGCCUGGUGGGAGCCAGCCUCUGGACAGGAAACUCCAUCUUAGGUUACCUCAGCUCUAAACAACAAAAUAUACUGUUAGCCCGCUUAAGUGAAGCUGAUCACGUGAGCAUGGUUAAUCAAACCACAGCUGUUGCACAGAAAGCAGAGGCAGAUUCUAUGGGAACCUGGAGUGACUUCGAAUGAGUGAUUAUUUAUUGUUAAACCAUUUCCAUCCUAUGUUGUUCAGUCUUAUGAUUUUCAUACUUCACCAUCAAUGAGAUGGUGAUGGUCAUUGCUGACAGAGGUGGAAAGAGACUCUUUGGAAAUCUAAAUGUCUAAAUAUACUGUACUGUACAUUUGUAAAUGUGUAACUCCUCUGAGAAGAGGUUAGAAGCCAUCGGAGAUUGUAAAAGACACUUGACCCUACCAUUCCACUGUACAGAAGUGAAUAGUAAGUAUGCAGGCUCAGCCUUAGAAACAUAAUUAUGAAAUAACUUUUUAGGAACUAUUGAUGGGAAGCGUGGAGGUGUUGUAGCUGCACCCAUAGAUGUAACUGACAUUGAAAUUCUGUCAAGGAAUAAAAGUGAAGUGAAAUGUUA